Rosa chinensis is the source of this 1670-nucleotide messenger RNA. Its product is annotated as acetyl-CoA acetyltransferase-like. Lineage: Eukaryota; Viridiplantae; Streptophyta; Magnoliopsida; Rosales; Rosaceae. The transcript has 5 exons. The record is from RefSeq and is a predicted model, not a curated record. Bases 993 to 1490 code for a protein of 165 amino acids. Gene Ontology annotation, cellular component: peroxisome. Gene Ontology annotation, molecular function: acetyl-CoA C-acyltransferase activity. Gene Ontology annotation, biological process: phenylacetate catabolic process; fatty acid beta-oxidation.
CAUUUUUGCUGCAUCUCUUUGCAAACUUAAGGACAAGCUGGUGAUAGCUCUAUGAGGAACAUCUCAUCUCUUUCUCCAUCAGGCUUUCGCAAUUGAAGAAAAUCCUUCCCUCCUGUAACAUGAGAUAGAUAGCGCACCUCACCCCACCUUCUCCAUUUCCUUUUUUACUUUUCUAACAGGUGCUUGAAUUGCUCCUUUAAAAAUUGCUGGUUUUUGUUAUUUUCCAAUCAAGUUGGUGCCCUAGUAGCUUUUUUGUAGAAAGGCAAAAGGGGGGAAAUUUUCUGAAGUGGAGGAUUUUGCUUUGGGUUGUUUACUGUCUUUGUUUACCUUGCCUUACUGUGAGUGACUUCUCUACUUUGCUAGCUGUUUUAUUUUCAUUAUGUUCACUGCCUUGCUACUGUUAACAUGGAAUGUGAGAGUUUGGUUUUGAUAAAUAUGGUUAUGUUGGGUGUUUGAUUUAUGUGAACUUACUGAGGUUGUUGAUUUUUAUUUGGGCGCUCUUUGUACGAUGCUUAUCAGUUAUCUUGUAUUGGUACUUGUUGUUUGUGCUCUAUAUCAAUUGAACAGUUUGGUUUUGGUUUCGGUAUAAUGAUUGUUCUCUUAUGUUUAUUAUUAGCUUUUGAAAUCAGUCUUGAACUUCUAUUGAAAACCAAAUUUUGUAACUAUCUUUUAAGUUUAUGUUAACAAUUUUCUUUCGAGUGGGUUAAUUGUUCAAUUUUUAUGGGCACUACCAGCAUCAACAUGGUAUGAAUAUAUGGGAGGAUCAUACCAAGUCAAUUGUAGAAUUAAGAAAUUGAUUAUUUCAUAUGAAUUCUUGGGUAUCUUGCAAAAUUUCAGUGGUAGAUUUAGAGUUUUGUUUGGGGAUUAUGUUGAGUUAAAAAUCAUCUGUCUUCUUCCUUUGCCCCUUGCCAGUGAAACAACUCGUUCUAGAAAACAUCUUAUGAUAUAGUAUGGAUUAAAGUAUCUAUAAUUCUAUAUGGUGGUUAAACAAAAUGGAGCCUCGAGUAAAGAGCAAAGAACAAAGAGCCAUUAGGUUGCUUCUUCUCAUAGUGCUCCAUGCAUUGACUGCCUUGGCAUUUCAGAGAGAUAGUUUGGUUCCAUUUUUUCGUAAAUAUUGUAUUGGCAUACAAGUUGACUCUCAUAGAAAGGCAGUUGCUGCUACUGCUGCUGGUAGAUUUAAAGAUGAAAUUAUCCCUGUGGCAACCAAGGUUGUUGAUCCAAAAUCUGGUGAUGAUGGGAUUCGAAAUACAACAUUGUCAGACCUAGCAAAGUUGAAGCCUCUGUUUAAGAAAGAUGGGACCACGUACCACUGCUGGGGGGCUCUGCAAAAUGGGAAUGGCUUUCAUGGUGUUACACCCACAAGAGCUAGCAAGGAAUAUGGAGGGAGCAAUAUGCCACUAAAUCAUAUUGAGAAUGCCUCAGAACUUGAAAAUAAGAGAAGUGAUGGGGUAAACUUAUCGAAGGCCAAUUGCGGGAGUGAGACAUUCUAGGUUUUGUUGAAGCCAGAAGCAGUUAAAGGCCAAGAGCUAUCGAAAAUAGGAAUGUUUUUAAUUCUUGUGUAGCUAACUAGGAAUGCCUUUGUUUAGUGCAUUAUCUAGUUACUUGAAUGUAUGAAUGCUUGAAUAACGGUACUUGAAUGAUAUGGAUUAGAGUACUGUUUAUAUCGUAAU